Messenger RNA from Thrips palmi, 1414 nucleotides. Its product is annotated as zinc phosphodiesterase ELAC protein 1-like. Lineage: Eukaryota; Metazoa; Arthropoda; Insecta; Thysanoptera; Thripidae. The transcript has 8 exons. Gene Ontology annotation, cellular component: nucleus. The coding region runs from base 95 to 1249 and encodes 384 amino acids. Gene Ontology annotation, molecular function: 3'-tRNA processing endoribonuclease activity. The record is from RefSeq and is a predicted model, not a curated record.
CUACGCGUUAUUCGCACUGGAACGGCCCGGUGGUAAAGAAAACAUAACCUUUUGAAAUUUAUGUUCUUUAGGUCUGUUAAAGAAAAAUACUGAAAUGCAGUUAAUUUUUCUUGGAACGGCAUCGUGUUACCCUACUGCCCAUAGGGCUGUCUCCUGUACUGGGUUGCGGUUUGAAGAUGGCUUUGUAUGGCUGUUUGAUUGCGGGGAAGGCUCCCAAGUGCAAGUUCAAAAGAGUUCAAUCAGGCCUAGCCGAAUAACAAAGAUCUUUAUAACACAUUUGCACGGUGACCACCUUUUUGGUAUUUCAGGACUUAUUUGUACGCUUGGCAAUCAAGUCAUGGAUCGAAAGGAUUUUGUCCUAGAGCUCUACGGUCCUCGGGGCUUGAGGCGAUAUGUACGAGAAGUGCUCUGCCUCUCUAGAUCUCCUCUCCCUUUCCCAUUCAGAGUUCAUGAAUUAAUUCCAAUGGAUGAUCAAUUACCUAGAAACUGGUCAUCCUGGGGUGUUACACAAGAAGCAACUGGUCCCCCUCAUCCUCAAGAGUUGCCAGGAAGAGAUAUUUGUGCUGAAAAUGGAGUUUGGGAAGUGUUUGAAGAUGACAGUGUUUCAGUGCAGGCUGGCAGAGUCAAGCAUAGAGUUCCCACUUUUGGUUAUGUUAUCACUGAAUGCACUCGUCCUGGCAAGCUAAAUGUUGAAAAAUUAAAAGAAUUAGGUGUGAAGCCAGGUCCUCUUUAUGCUACUAUUAAGGGAGGAAAAGAAAUAACCAGUCCAGCAGGACAUAUUAUAUUUCCAACAGAUGUUAUAGGACCCCCCAUUCAUGGCCGCAAAAUAACAAUUUUAGGUGACACUUACAAUUCUGACCAAAUGCUGGAUUUAGUGAGAAAUAGUGAUGUUCUUGUUCAUGAAGCUACCCUUGAGGAUUCAAUGAAAGAGAAAGCAAUUGAAAAUGGCCACUCUACUCCAAGUAUGGCAGCAGAAUAUGCCUUGAAAGCUGAUGUUCGAAAGCUAAUCUUAUACCAUUUUAGUCAACGUUAUAAGUCAGAGCCUACAGAGGAAGAAAAGCUACUGGAGAAACAAGCUUCUGGUACUGGAGACCAAACAUUAGAUGAAGAAGGAUCAGAUGAUAAAGAUGUUUCUUAUGUUUCCAUUUUACUAUCAGAAGCCAGCUCAGCUUUAGAAUGCAGCAACUGUUCAGUAAUGGUUGCUGAAGAUUUGUUGGAGGUUGACAUCCCCAGAGUGAUAAGCACAUGAGAAGCUUUGAGUAGAAACAUUAUCAAAUCAUCCGUACUUUGUCAAAUGAUGUUACAUUGAUUAUUCCAUUAAUUAGCUUUUUAUGUCAAUACAUGGGCAUAUCUAUUUUUGAAAUGUUAAUGUUAAUCACUCAAGGUUAAUUAAAUUAAAACCAUGUUAGUUUUA